Brettanomyces nanus is the source of this 897-nucleotide messenger RNA. RefSeq lists its product as uncharacterized. The transcript is spliced from 2 exons. Bases 1 to 897 code for a protein of 298 amino acids. Gene Ontology annotation, biological process: protein monoubiquitination; DNA damage tolerance. The record is from RefSeq and is a predicted model, not a curated record. Gene Ontology annotation, molecular function: single-stranded DNA binding; ubiquitin protein ligase activity. Gene Ontology annotation, cellular component: nucleus; Rad6-Rad18 complex. Lineage: Eukaryota; Fungi; Ascomycota; Pichiomycetes; Pichiales; Pichiaceae.
AUGGUUAGCGGUUUGAGAAAAGUGUUGUUAUUGGAUGGUAUAGUAAGUUGGUUCACUGAACACAGGGCAGAACUUAUAGGUAAGGUGAAAAAGGCGGAUCAUGUAAGCCGUGAUCCUCACACUGAUGAGGCCAAUGACAUCAUUGAUUUGACUGAUGAGCAUUUUCACAAAUACAAUCAGCAGGAGUUGGAGGUGAAAAGUAGGCGUAUAUCUGAUUCACCGAAAGAACCCGAUACCCUGGUCGAAUGUCCAGUGUGUUCACGAUUCAUGACUACUCACGAAUUACAAAGUUCUCAUCUAGAUAUAUGUCUUAGAGGAGAAACGAUUGAUGAUUCACAAAUAAGUACGGAAUCCUCUCCUGCAACAGGUAUGAUAUCAUCAUUCUUCAAUUCCCCUAGAAAGAAGAGGAAGAAGAUGCAGGACCCUUCACACCAGUUACAACCGAAACAAGUAUCAGAGAGACAGCGAAUACCUAAUUUGGAUACUAUGAUGAGUACCGUAAAACUCCGAGAGAAGCUGGCGGGGUUCAACCUACCAACUGGAGGUACACGACAACAGAUGGAAGCACGGAUGAAAGAGUACAUCAAUCUAUAUAACGCUAAUUUAGAUUCGAUUAGCCCUGUUGAUGAAGUAGUGUUGGUCAAUCGACUACAUAAGUGGGAGUUAUUGCUGACCCAGUCACAACAUCGUUUAGCGGAGAAGAAGAGGGAAGAAGAAGAGCAGAGACGGCAAGGAGACGAUGAGUCAGAUGAGGAGGUCAAAAGAGAAGCGACCAGAAAAUCCAAACGGGAGAUGAGGGAAUGGCGACAAAAGUACAGAUCAACAUAUCACAACCUUAUUCAGAAGGCCAAGAAUAAUAUGAAGGACAGUGCAAAACCCGAGCCUACGGAUAAGUGA